GUUGUAGUUGCCCGCUGGAGUAUGGGUUUUUCACUUUGUGCUGUCGUUGACUGCUAACUGGCUGUUUGCCGCCACUUUUAAACUGAGCGUAGUAAUUUAUAGUCAAACAGUUACUUCGUGGCCAUUCAACUAAACCGACGCAGUGGGUAUGCGCGCUACCGCCACAUAUCUUUUACCACAUAAUCGAGGAGCAUAGAAAUGGUGUAAAAGUUUCAAUUUCCAUUUCGUGCAAAGUAAAUAAUUUUUAUACACUUCUGCAGUAAAAAUUUUAAUUAAAUUGAUUUGUGCGCAUUGAUAAGUUAUUCUGAAGUACCGCAGUUAACUUCUAAACCGCGGCUAACAGUUGCAAUUCGAUUUCGACGCUUUACAAUUGCAAACCAGUUAAUAGGCAUAUAAAACGCAAUGAAGCGUUUUACAGCUUCAGCAGAGCUCUUGAUCUUCACAGCCAUAAUUGCCGGCUGCUGGUCCAUUGGCGUGUUGGCCGAGUCCUCAACCUUGCAAACGGCCAAGCAGUGGAAGUUGUUUACCUAUAACUUCCUACCACAUGCGCCGAUACACGAUUUGAAUUUCUACAAUCCAUCCAAUGUGCUUGCAACCGGUAUUGCGGUCUCCUACGACCGGAUUUUCAUAGCGACGCCGAAAUUGUUCUCUGGUGUCUCGUCCGCCGUCAAUGUCGUCUCGAAGGCGGAAUUCGGUGAUUCACCGGUGUUGCAGGCCUACCCAGACUGGUCGUUUUCCACAACCGGUCGCACAGAUUUCAACUGCAGCGAUUUAGUUCUGAUCUCUGUGUACCGCAUGCGCAUCGACUCGUGCAAUCGCUUAUGGCUUCUAGAUGCCGGCGUUUCGCGUUCGCUCGAAGACUACGAAAUCACUUGUCCGCCAAAAAUUUUAAUUAUCGACUUGAAUACCGAUCAGGUGGUACGUCGUGUGGACUUCCCAAAAGAAAUCUUACGCGGCGAGUCUUUGUUUACGAAUUUGGUGAUUGAUGAGGCGACAGCGAAGCACGGCAAUUGUGAUGAUGUGUUUGCAUAUAUCUCAGAUACGGUGGAGCCAGGAAUCAUUGUCUAUGACAGCGGACGCGAUGUUACUUGGCGCGUAUCACAUCCUGCAAUGUAUCCCGAUCCAGACUUUGCACAAUCUGAGAUACUCAACGAUCGUUUUAUACUGAUGGAUGGCGUUGUGGGUUUAGCAUUUGAUCAGAAAUUGGGUGUAUUAUACUUCCAGCCUUUGGCGACUGAUCGCAUAUUUUCAGUGACCAGAGAGGUGCUGCGCGCCGGUCCGCUCGCACAAAACGAAAUCCUCAAAGUAAAAUUGGUCGGUAAGAAAUCAUCACAGGGCAUUGGACUUACCGUUUCACCCAUCGAUAGCAGCGUUAUUUUCAGUCCAUUAACUGAAACAGCCAUUGCCGCCUGGAAUCCCAGCAACAAUAAUCAAGUUGUGCUUGCACACGAUCGUGAUCGUUUGCAAUUUGUAGCCGACAUGACAACAACACCGCAUGAACCCGGUGUUUUUUAUGCUGUCUCCUCAAAGUUUCAUCGUUUCUUUUUGAAAAAUCUCAACCCCAACGAAGUCAAUAAUCGUAUACUACGUCUGCCGCUGCCAAACGGUUACAGCGCACCACAUAGUUCCUCGAUCGAUUUGCAUACAAUCAACAAAGCUUCCAACUACUUUGGCAGUCCAUAUAAGGCGAAUUAUCUGGAUAAAGCGAAUGUUGUGAGCUUUGGUAAUUAUGUCUACAAUAGUUUGCAUACACCGGUGAAACCUCAACAACCGUAUAAUUAUGAAACAGUUGGACUAGUAAAUUUCUCUCUCCGCAACCCCUUCACGGCACUCAAUGCGGGUGAGUCGUUCCCACCGCGCAAAGAACAACGUUCAAACGAUCAGCGGCCCUCAUUUCUGGAUACUUUGAAUAGAAGCGAAGGUGUUAUUACUAGCAGUGAUUUGCGCUACCGCGCACCAACAACAGCAAUACCAAAACCAACAACUCAAAACAGUUUACACACUGCGGUGUUACCAUUCGGUUCCGACUAUAGUCUCCGCCGGCAUUUACGUAAUACCGAAGGUCAAAAGGUAACCGAUGCAACGGACCCAACUGCCAACAAGCAGUAGGAUAGGUGUGGGACAGUAGUUAAACUGCUUAUGUAGCAGUGUGCGGUCUAAAGUCAAAACUUGUGUGCCUCUGUACAUUACACUAUGCAACACUUAUACACUUAUUCGUUCGUUAUUAUUCGUGUGUAUCGUGUGUGUAAUCUAAUUUAUGUGUGUUAAAGUUGUUAGUAUAUUUAGUAGAACUGUAUUUUAUAGUUAUGUAUAUACUCGUUUAUAUGUACACGCACACAUAAACCUAUUAUUAUAUAUGUACAUGUGUAUAGGUACAUGAACUAAAUAAUUAUACUCAUAUACGUAAAUGUGUGCACAAAUUUAUGUAUUCGAGGAGUUACAGUCCAUAGAACUCACUUAACUUGUAUUGUAAAUAUACUAAUAAAAUAAUUAUUAUGCGCCAAAUCGCCAAAUA
This is a messenger RNA of Bactrocera oleae (olive fruit fly), 2515 nucleotides long. It is a transcript of the gene yellow-e, whose product is annotated as L-dopachrome tautomerase yellow-e. Gene Ontology annotation, cellular component: extracellular region. The record is from RefSeq and is a predicted model, not a curated record. Lineage: Eukaryota; Metazoa; Arthropoda; Insecta; Diptera; Tephritidae.